Messenger RNA from Manis pentadactyla (Chinese pangolin), 2684 nucleotides. RefSeq names its product potassium channel tetramerization domain containing 10 (gene KCTD10). Gene Ontology annotation, molecular function: ubiquitin-protein transferase activity; protein binding. Gene Ontology annotation, cellular component: Cul3-RING ubiquitin ligase complex. The record is from RefSeq and is a predicted model, not a curated record. Gene Ontology annotation, biological process: proteasome-mediated ubiquitin-dependent protein catabolic process; protein homooligomerization; negative regulation of Rho protein signal transduction. The coding region runs from base 137 to 1087 and encodes 316 amino acids. Lineage: Eukaryota; Metazoa; Chordata; Mammalia; Pholidota; Manidae. The transcript is spliced from 7 exons.
CUCUCUGCGGGGCGGAAGUGGGCUGCGGAGAGCGGAAGUUUCCGCCCCGGCCCCGCCUCCGUCCCCGACUUGCGCGAGCUGGGUGUUUCCUGCCUCUCUCAGUCCAGGUUCGAAGACUGGCGUCUUGCUACUUUUCAUGGAAGAGAUGUCAGGAGAAAGUGUGGUGAGCUCAGCGGUGCCAGCAGCUGCUACCCGCACCACUUCCUUCAAGGGCACGAGCCCUAGCUCCAAGUACGUGAAGCUGAAUGUGGGGGGAGCGCUCUACUACACCACCAUGCAGACACUGACCAAGCAGGACACCAUGCUGAAAGCCAUGUUCAGUGGGCGCAUGGAAGUGCUCACCGACAGUGAAGGCUGGAUCCUCAUCGACCGCUGUGGGAAGCACUUUGGUACGAUACUCAACUACCUUCGUGACGGGGCGGUCCCCUUGCCUGAGAGCCGCCGGGAGAUCGAGGAGCUGCUGGCAGAAGCCAAGUACUACCUGGUCCAGGGCCUGGUGGAGGAAUGCCAGGCAGCACUACAACAGAACAAAGAUACUUAUGAGCCUUUCUGCAAAGUUCCUGUCAUCACCUCAUCCAAGGAAGAACAGAAACUUAUAGCUACUUCAAAUAAGCCAGCCGUGAAAUUGCUCUACAACAGAAGUAACAACAAAUACUCGUAUACCAGCAAUUCCGACGACAAUAUGUUGAAAAACAUUGAACUCUUUGAUAAGCUCUCUCUGCGCUUUAACGGAAGGGUCCUAUUCAUAAAGGAUGUCAUUGGAGAUGAAAUCUGCUGCUGGUCCUUUUACGGUCAGGGCCGCAAGAUUGCCGAAGUCUGUUGUACCUCCAUCGUCUAUGCCACUGAGAAGAAACAGACCAAGGUGGAGUUCCCUGAAGCCCGGAUUUAUGAGGAGACCCUGAAUAUUUUGCUGUACGAGGCCCAGGAUGGCCGGGGACCUGAUAAUGCGCUCCUGGAGGCCACUGGUGGGGCCGCGGGGCGCUCCCACCACCUGGACGAAGACGAGGAGCGGGAGCGGGAACGGAUCGAGCGUGUGCGACGGAUCCACAUCAAGCGCCCGGACGACCGGGCCCACCUGCACCAGUGAGCAGACAAGCUCCAAGCCGCUCGCCGUCCUCCCUCCUCCUCCUCCCUGCUGUUCACUCAGAUCCUCCGCAGGCUCCCGGGCACCUUCCACUUGCCCUGGAGUCUGGAGAUACUUCUGUAACAAGCCAGAUGGUUAUUUUGAUAUUUCUUGACAAGGUGACUGUCUUUACCCGGGUAACUGCACCUGCGAGCUGUGUCGGGGUCUCUGCUUUUCAUGAGAAUCUGAGAAUCCCUGAAGCCAGGCUGUCUUGGUUCUCCGAGGAAAAGUAUGAAUGGUAUGAAGUGUACAUGAGAACUUCUGUUUGCAGUAUUUAUUUUUGUGGGUGUUGACUACCUGUUUGUUCUUCUUGGGUGGCAUUCCUUUCAGGGCUCAGUGUGACAGCUCUGAGAGGGCUGGCGGCCACCAGAGGCGUCUGUAAGCUUCCUGUCUCAUUGCCCUUCAGCCCAGCUCACUGGCUCCCAGGCCCUGGGCACUAGACCGGGCACAGUCUCCACAGCUUUGCCAGAAGUCUGUUCCGUAACAGGCUUUCGUGUGCCUACAGCUCAUUGGUAAAUAAUUGUUGCUUGAGCUUUGUGCCUCUAAAUCGUUGUUCCUAGUGUAGCUCUAGCUCUGGAUGCCUGGCUCUGUUUAAGGGGAAGGCCUGUUGCUGCCUUUCUGAUCUGUGGUCGGGCUUGUUGGGACCCCACCUGACUGGCUAAGGGCAGAGCUGUCUUUGGCAGCAAGUCCUCGGCUGUGUUCCUGGCUCCUUCCCUGCCCCUCCAGUUGCCCUCCUCGUCGUCCCACUCUGCCCCGGCAAGGCCAUCUGGCCUCAUCACAGGCAGAGCUCACAAACCACUGCUCUGUGUGAUCCAGUCCUUUCUCCAUGGCCUUCUUUCCUGGUAAGCUGGGCUUACUGCCCAAGUGGAUGCCCUGCCUUUUGCUUGGAUAUGAAAUGUGGCCCAGACUCCCAGCCUGGCAUCCAGGCAGGAACGCUACUCGCACCAGCAGUCUCAGGGUAGCUUGCCUGCUGUAAAUGCAGCCAUCACCUGGAGCUCCUCUCCCUGGCUUUACCUGAUUUUUACACAGUGUGGAGGGGCCCCCAAGUGAGCAGAGUAUGUGCGUGUGUGCAGAUCCUUUGGGGUCUGUUUAGUGUCCGUGUUCAUGUUUGUUUAAGGGAUGUGUGCAGCUGGUGACAGGGAUGUGCAUUUGUGGGACACAGGUGCUGGAGCCCGGCGGUCUGCACGGCGCUCAUGGAGGACAGAUGUUCUCGGUUACCUACCUCCCAGUCUCCUGUGCACCUGUGAAGGGACAGAAGUGACUUGUGACAAUGUGAGUGGUUGAGACUAGACUAGGUCUAGUUAUAAGGAGUUGUGAAUGUGUGUAAGGUGGUGGGUGGGUUUUGUCUGCUUUUCAAGGGAAACUUUACUGUUUUAUACCAAAGGUAUUAACUUGGGCAGCCUUUGACACAUGUAUUCCAAAAAACGAGUUUAUAUUUUGAAAUGGUUUUUACAGCUUAGACUUUGUGUGUACCGUGUGCCCUACUUGGGACAGUUGUAUGCCUUUAUUUUGUAUCCAGCAGCAAAGCCUUCAAUAAAACUUGCAAACAAUCAUGACUGAA